UAACGGAUACGUUUUGAGUGCUUAAUAAGAUGCUCUUCUUUUCCGUUCUCCAGCUGUUUGUUGAUGUGUAUUUGGUUCCUGCGUCUAUAUCUUCACCAGGCAGCGGCGGCUGUGUCCUGUGACACGCAUAAUUGUUCACAUUUAUCUUCGUUUAAGAGGGUGAGCUACACACAGCAUGGACACGACUCGAGGAAACAAGGAGAUGGUUCUCCUGGCAGGAAAUUCCCACCCAGAACUUGCUCAACUAAUAGCUAGUCGUCUGGGAAAGCCUUUUGGUAACGUUUCUGCAUACCACAGCAGCAACCAAGAAACAAUGGUGGAAAUCGGGGACUCCGUCAGGGGACGAGAUGUGUUUAUUCUACAGACUGGUACAAACCGGCUAGAGGUACCUGUAGGGCGAGCUGAGGUGAAGGAAAUGGCCAACCGAGAGACUAGUGUUGAGAUCAUGGAGUCAGUGAGAGAGAAGAGCGUUUACCUCAUUCAGACAGCUGACCCCAAGGAUGUAAACAACAAUAUAAUGGAGCUGCUCAUUAUGGCAUACGCUUGUAAGACAUCAUCAGCGCGUAAUAUUGUGGGCGUCAUUCCCUACCUUCCAUACUGCAAGCAGAGCAAGAUGAGGAAGAGGGGAUGCAUCGUGUCAAAGCUGCUAGCCAAGAUGAUGUACAAGGCUGGUCUGACACACAUCAUCACAAUGGACCUGCACCAGAAGGAAAUUCAAGGAUUCUUUGAGUGCCCGGUGGAUAACCUGCGAGCCUCACCCUUCCUCCUGCAGUACAUUCAAGAGAGUAUUCCCGACUACCGCAAUGCUGUCAUAGUGGCACGUGAUCCAGGUUCCGCCAAGAAGGCCACGUCCUACGCUGAACGUUUAAGAUUAGGAAAUGGAAUUGCAGUCAUCCACGGGGAGCAGAAGACCAACGAGGAUGAGCAGGCUGAUGGCCGUAAUUCCCCGCCACUAGUGGAGCACUCACGUAUCAUGGACGUGGGUGUCGGAGUGCCUGCCUUAGCUGCCAAGGAAAAGCCUCCAAUUAAUGUGGUCGGGGAUGUGGGAGGCCGCAUUGCUAUCAUGGUGGAUGACAUGAUUGAUGAUGUUGCAUCCUUUGUAGCAGCAGCAGAGGUAUUGAAAGACCGAGGAGCAUACAAAAUAUAUGUAAUGGCUACACAUGGUUUGCUUUCAUCUGAUGCCCCAAGGCUCAUUGAUGAUUCCCCCAUUGAUGAGGUGGUUGUGACCAACACGGUGCCCCAUGAAAUUCAGAAGAUGCAGUGUCAUAAGAUCAAGACGGUGGACAUUAGCAUUCUCUUGGCAGAGUCUAUCCGUCGCAUCCACAACAAUGAGAGCAUGAGUUACCUCUUCCGCAAUGUUACGCUCGAAGAUUAACAUGCCACAUAACUGUUAACAUGCCGCAUAACUGUUGAAUAUUGUUCCAUUACAUACACAAAAUCACACACACACGUGUAUAUAUACAUACAUAUAUAUGCAUGCAGGCAUGUACACAUAAACAAAUAUUGUAUGCUCUAUUAGCCAAAUAUAUUAAUUGUUCUUGUAAUGUAAAAAAUAUUGACAUUUUCUAUAUACUGUACUGUUUAACCAAUUGCAGGGACAAAGUGAGAUAAUUACAAGAAUUGAAUUUAAUAUUUUCUUGUAAAUGUACUUUGUCUUUUGAGUGUUUUACUGGGUUUUUGGACAUUCUUGAAAGCAAGGAUGACACAGUACUGUAAUUGUGUCUGGUGUUUAAGAACACAGAUCUUAAAUACUGAGUGUUGGUAUGUCUCUGAUUUAAGUCAAGCAAUUAACCCAGUAAUUUAUAACGCUAAACUGUUCUUAUUGCAACAGAAUGCAUUCUUCCGAGAUUCCUAGUACUGUCCUACUUCCUGCACUGCUUUGGCCGGGUGGCAUCAGUCACCCUUGCACAUGCAAUGAUGCCACAGUCUUAGUUUGGAACGUAAUAAUUCAGAUUUUUGUUUUCGUUAACUAAAUUCUCAUCCAACUUUUUAUUUUUUAUUAUUGAGAAGCAAUUUUUUCAUUGUUAUUUAAUCUAAUUUAAUUUUGUAUCUUUGUAUUUAAUUGAGAUGUGCAUCCUGUGGUGUUAACUUGUGGUAGUGUAGAUGUUUGUUCUUUAAUGAUAAAAGCAUAUUAGUUUUGUCAUUGGCUCAACAUAUUUGUUGUCUUGAAGACUAGUGCAUAUAUCAUAUAAUUUUUUGGUUUCAUUGCAAUGCAGAAUUACAAUAAAGGUCUUAUAUUUUUCUCCACAUAAGCACACAUUCAUAUUUAUUUAUAGCCAAGCAUUCAGUCUUAAAUUGAUUGGGGGUUAUGCCCAUUUGCAAAGAUUAUUGGUAAGUAUGGGUAAUGUCUUACUGCAGACAUAACAUACGACAAAAAAAAAACACGCUUAUGUAUUGAUGUAUUUUAUGUAAAGGUUUGAACUACAACUAGUCUUUUGCACUCUACUGAGUGUAUUAUUAAGGUCUGAGUACAGUAUAUGGUUAGGACGAGACUUGCAUGUCUCGUCCAAACCGUAUAUUCAGACCUUGAUAAUGCACUCUGGAGAGGUGUGAAAGACUUGGUGUAGUUCAAAUCGUGACAUAAAUAUACAGGUGUGAGUGUUUUCAUUCAUUAUUAUUGGUUCUAUAUACUGUACCUGUAAACCUCCACUAUGCGAGGCAAACUUGGCAUGUUAUUUUGUUUACUAAAUACUGUACAGUAGUGAAUUUGUAAUGUGCUACAUUUGAUAUGAUUUAUUUGUUAAAUUACAUAAAUAGGAAAGUUAUUACUUUAGUGUGUUACGUUCGUUAAAUUACAUAAAUGGGAAAGUUAUUACUUUAGUCUGUUAAUAUACUUUCAAAGUGUUGAUCAUUAUACAUAUACAGUAUCAUUAUUGGGUACAGAAAGUCUGUUAGGCUAAUGGAGGUCCCCUUAGUCAAGCACGAAGCUGUUGUCAUAGUCACUCAUCUAAUUACUGGACGGACUUCAUAAUGGCUUCACCCAACUUACCAGUUGUCGUGCAUAGUAGAAAUAGAACAUGUUCUACCAACUGGAUUACAGCUGUACAACCAGAUCCCCUAUUACUGAUGGGUGACCAUGGGUAAACAGUUAAAGGUCUGUGACCAAUUGUUUCUCCCUUUCCAGAAGGAGAAGUUAAACAAAAGAUUUAAACCUCAUAUGAUUGGAAGACAGGGCUAAGGGAGUCAUGAAUACUGUACAUAAUAUCAAAUUCUUAGGGAAAUUAACAGUUCAAUCAAGGACAACUUAUUUGGGAUGGGUGGUUCAUGGACAAAGGUGGGGGGGGAAAUUUUAAGUAUCCAAAUGUGCCACAGAGAGAACAAAAAAUUAUAGUGUUUUCAGAUUUGUAUUGCUUGACUAUAUACAUAUGUUGUUUUUACAGAAUACAAAGCUGUACUUCACAAUCAUGUGAGGAAACAAACCAAUUAGAGUUCUCAUUUUAAGUCAUUGUCCAAGUUUAUUCACAUUGCCAGGCCUGCAGCUGAGCCACUGUUUAAAUCAAUAUACCUUGCUCUCCACACUUGGUAUAUUGUGGUGAAGCAUAUACGGUACUGCUAUAAAAUAUAAGGUCCUCCACAUGUGUUCAUGUCACCUCAUGUUAAACCUGGACCACAAACAUGUUUUCUCUGAACCUACACCUUGCUAUCUUAUAUGUAUGUGUGUGCGCAUCACCCAUUUUGAGACCUCACCAUGCUCUCCCUGCCAUCGUAUCUUCUGUGUUUCUUUUUAAGACUUCUUUAUCGUAUCUGAUGGAUUCAAGUAUAUUUUUUAUUUAACAACAAAAUUGAGUUUGCAGGUUUCAUAAAAUUAUUGUUAAUCUUUAGCAAGGAAUCAUUAACUAACUCAUAAUUAACCUUUUAAUAUAAAUCAAGAUUGGUGCAUAUAAUUCAGUAUAAUUUUAAUACAGUAAUUUAUAUCUUAAGGAAAGAUAAAUUUGAUACUAAUUAAAAUAAAAUAAAAAAAAAAUUCUUUAUUUAAUGUAGUUUUUUUUUGUUAAAGUUUGAAGUGACUGUAGAUUAAUUUUAUGGUAUACUGUAUUUAAAAUGUAAGAUUUGGGUAAAAAAUACACUACCACUAAUAUAAAUCAUAUUUUAAAA
Molecule: messenger RNA, 4095 nt
Organism: Procambarus clarkii (red swamp crayfish)
Lineage: Eukaryota; Metazoa; Arthropoda; Malacostraca; Decapoda; Cambaridae
Source: RefSeq, a predicted model, not a curated record